AUGCAGUCGAUUGCAGGGUUUUGUUUUCUGGUGUUACUAACGUUCGCAAUCGUCGGAACGAACGGCAAUCCCGUUGGUCCUGUCGCUACGCCCUACAUUUUGCGUUACGAGAGCAACAAUGCAGCCAAUGAAGGAUACAACUUUGAAUACGAGCUGAGCGAUGAGCAGCGACGCCAAGAGGCAGGAACGCUUCGAGGGGCCAAGAACGAGGAAGGCAACGAGGUGCAGGUCGUUGUCGUCCAAGGACGAUACUCGUUCGUUGGCGAUGAUGGUCACACGUACUGGGUGGAGUAUUCGGCCGAUGAGAACGGAUACCGCACCAGGAUGGGCACCGGGGAGGCCGAUACGGAUCGCACGCUGGACCUGCGCCGAGGCAAACGAUCACCUUCAUCACCAGCAGCGGCCGCAGCAGCAGCAGCAGCAGCUAGCAGCGAUGCUCAGUGA
Messenger RNA from Anopheles darlingi, 444 nucleotides. RefSeq names its product larval cuticle protein 16/17-like. Gene Ontology annotation, molecular function: structural constituent of chitin-based larval cuticle. NCBI's taxonomy places the organism in Eukaryota, Metazoa, Arthropoda, Insecta, Diptera, Culicidae. The record is from RefSeq and is a predicted model, not a curated record. The coding region runs from base 1 to 444 and encodes 147 amino acids. The transcript has 2 exons. Gene Ontology annotation, cellular component: chitin-based extracellular matrix.